AUGACCUAUCGAAUACGUAUCUUACAACUAGGUUAUGUUUCAAAGAGAUUCAAUUCCCAUUUUUCCAACAAAUCAUUCGAAGAAUUGAGUUUCAAAGGUCAAAGAAUACGGAGCAAUCAACAAAAUCUAACUAACUCAUAUUUAUCAUUUCGAGAUUAUAUGGAAUGGAAGAAUGCUCCAAGGGUAAUGCAAAAAGGAACCUUUUUUGAUACUACUAUUACAUCUCAAAAUAAUUCGAAAGAAUCGUUGUUAAAUUAUGAUCCUCUUUUCAGUCAUUGUCUGGCAAAAUGGCUUUGGGUUCAAUAUAAAUUGAAUGAUUAUCCAUAUUAUGAUCUUAAUAUUCUGAAUAUAUAUACAAAUUUACCACAAGAUUUUGAGAUAUGUAAGAAUAUAAUGACAUACUAUUCUAAAAUAUUUUCAACACAAGAUUUUGAUAGAAUCAAACUGUACAUGGUCCCGCUAUUUGAUGAUUUUUACGAUAAUAAGGCGGCAUUAUUGAGUAAAAAUAAAAUGGGUAACAUUCCUGGACAUGUUAUAUUUGGUGAUGAGAUACCGUUUCAUCUAAGAAAUCCGUUAUCUUUCGGGAAACAAUCGAAUCCCUCGUUUUUAAUUGAAGAUCCAGUAUAUAUUUUGUUUAUGAAUGAUGUGAUUAAGUACUCAGGGCAUGAUUUAAUUAAGUAUUCCUCCAGGUUGAAGGCGUGGGAACAAUGUUAUAUUAAUAUCGACUCCAAUGGGAAUAUAAUAAAAAGAUUCGAUACAAAUUUAGAUUAUUGGUGCAAAGAUACUUUGGAAAGUAUAUUUAAUGAUAAUCAUAGUAUUGGCAUGGAUAAAGAAAUGUAUAUUCCAACUAGUUUAGUUCAGUUUUUCAAAUUUAUUCAUGAAAAUAUUCCAGAACAUCGUCUAUUUGCUAUUGAUAUUCCAAAGCGAUGGAACCCCACUUUGUUGAAUAUGUUAAAAUAUUUUUCUGGAAUUUAUAAGGCACCGAAUUCUAGUCAGGUUAUGGAAUAUAAUAAUAAUAAUAAUAUUUGUUACGGUCCUUUGAUUAGUCACGGGGGAAAUUCUGAAAGAAGUCCAAUUGAGUUUGCUGUUGAAUUUUUACAAUUACAAGAAUUGUAUCAGGAUACCAAUACUAUCGGUAAUGGAUUGAGAACUGUUCAGUUGGAAAGUCUAGAUGACUUCAUCAAUAAAUGGCUGAAUGUAGAUAUACAAGAUACAUCUUACCCUUUAGAACAAGGUAUUGAUCUCCAAAUACUUGACAAACAAUUGAAAAUGAUUAAGCAUAGUAAACUUGGUCUUUUAUAUUCCUAG
Messenger RNA from Naumovozyma dairenensis CBS 421, 1308 nucleotides. Its product is annotated as type II protein arginine methyltransferase. The transcript has a single exon. The coding region runs from base 1 to 1308 and encodes 435 amino acids. The record is from RefSeq and is a predicted model, not a curated record. Lineage: Eukaryota; Fungi; Ascomycota; Saccharomycetes; Saccharomycetales; Saccharomycetaceae.